Geodia barretti is the source of this 1618-nucleotide messenger RNA. NCBI's taxonomy places the organism in Eukaryota, Metazoa, Porifera, Demospongiae, Tetractinellida, Geodiidae. The record is from the annotation of a GenBank genome assembly.
UUGAAACAUAAUGGAGAAAAUCUGAGACUCUCUAUGGCAAUCUUAAUGCCUGCAUCAAAUUACACUGUGUAUGUACAUGAUCUGGAGAAGGGUGGACUUCCCAACAUACAUCCAGCUAACCUUGUCCCUUCUAGUGUUGAGAUUACGCGUGGUGAAGAAAACUACAAAGCUCCUAAUGACGAGAACCUGAAUAAUGCCAGCAUCUCCCGACAUGGCUCAAUUUUGAAUGUCACCUGUACUCCUGAUGAGCACAGUGCAUCGUGUGUUCUGGUCUUCAGAGCACGUGGCAACUAUAUGUUGAACUAUGAAGAAACCUUUCCUGUUACUGUCAAUCUUGAUCUUGACGUGAACUACACAUUUGCACUGUUCAAAAGGCUAAACAACGAUACUGAUGAAAGACCCUUUUUAAGCAUGUUUGUACAGGGAAAAGAAGAUCCUUCACAACCACCGUCAUCAUCAACUGGGACACCAGAGAGAGCUGAAACCACAUCAUUAGUUGUACCUGUCACUAUUGGAGUGUUGGUGGCUCCGAUCAUUAUUCUUGUGGUGGUGGCUGUGAGCAUUAUAGCUAUUAUGUUAAGAAAGAAGAAAUCACGGAAAUCAGUAGAGUUUGUUGAGUACGUUGAUACAAAGGCAAGUAACACUGCUCUACUGAUGAGUAGAAUAGCAGAUGACGGUGGUAUGAAGAAUGAAGAGAGUAAAGAAGGAGAGGAGAGUAAAGAAGAAGAGAGCAAAUGUGCAGUGGUGCUGACCUCAGUAUCAGUGUCCAGGCCGUAUCUGCCGGAUGUUACCCAAGUCCAGUACCGGGAGAUUGAUAUCAGAGUUACUCAUAAAAUGGCCCGUUCUGCCUACACUGAGAUGGAACCUCUUUCUGCCAGCAGACCCAAACCCUCGGAGAUGGACACAAGGACACGGUGUCCUUACGUCACAAUCCUACCUCAUGCCACAACUCCUGUGAAUGACAAUGACAACAGAGACCAGGCAUCACCUAGAGUCCUACAUUAUUACAUGUCUCCUCUUCCCCUAGAACUCCCCACAGUGGCGCCAGUGAUGUCACUGUUGUGGGGUGUGGCAGGUCGUUGGAAGGAGAUAGCAGAGGGUCUAGAGUUUGUUGAGGAUCUGAUUGAUGAGAUAGACGACAACAACGACAUGGACGAGGGCUGUCUGCAGCACUGUGUGGAUAUCUGGAUUUCCAAACUACAGCCAUCCUGGGAGAAACUGUCUCAUGUACUGAGAGAUAUGGGGGAAGUGGAACCUGCCCAUCAGGCCUUGAAUAAAGAGCCACAAGAGCAGUGGCAGGCACCGAGUAGGCAGACCAGUUACUCAAGCUCAAAUGCAGUCGUUGCCGAUGCCUCAUCUCAGUCCACUGACUUCAGUGGUGAGAUGGUGCCUGGAGUUGAGAAGACACAAGCUCCUGAUGGUGGCAACAAUGAAGACCAAAGCAGGGAAGGCAAGGUGUGUCCCAGGGGACUCCCCACUCGGUUGAACUCCCUUCUUCAGCAGCAGUUUAUAAAAUAGACUGAGACUGCUGAGAUUUUGCUGUUUUGAAGGAACAAUAAUAAUUUUGCUCCUGAUGUCAGCUUUAACAAAAAAAACUGUAGUGUGGAUAUGCUUGUCC